Capronia coronata CBS 617.96 is the source of this 663-nucleotide messenger RNA. RefSeq lists its product as uncharacterized. NCBI's taxonomy places the organism in Eukaryota, Fungi, Ascomycota, Eurotiomycetes, Chaetothyriales, Herpotrichiellaceae. Gene Ontology annotation, biological process: protein transport; late endosome to vacuole transport; endosome transport via multivesicular body sorting pathway. Gene Ontology annotation, cellular component: ESCRT III complex; multivesicular body. The record is from RefSeq and is a predicted model, not a curated record. The transcript has 4 exons. The coding region runs from base 1 to 663 and encodes 220 amino acids.
AUGAAUAUCAUCGAGUGGGCUUUCGGUAAGCGCAUGACGCCGGCUGAGAGACUUCGCAAACAUCAGCGCGCACUCGAAAAGACACAGCGAGAACUCGACCGAGAGAGGGUCAAGCUUGAGAACCAAGAGAAGAAACUAGUGGCAGAUAUCAAGAAAAGCGCGAAGAAUGGCCAGAUUGGGGCUUGUAAGAUCCAGGCAAAGGACCUGGUCCGCACUCGGAGAUAUAUCCAGAAAUUCUACCAGAUGAGGACUCAGUUGCAGGCUAUCUCGCUGCGGAUACAGACCGUACGCAGUAAUGAGCAGAUGAUGCAAUCUAUGAAAGGGGCGACCAUGCUUCUGGGAAGUAUGAACAGGCAGAUGAACCUGCCUGCUCUUCAGAGAAUUGCAAUGGAAUUUGAGCGCGAAAACGACAUCAUGGAUCAGCGGCAGGAAAUGAUGGACGAUGCUAUCGAUGAUGUGACGGGCUUGGAGGACGAAGAAGAGGGUGAGGAAGUUGUCAACCAAGUUCUGGACGAAAUCGGGGUCGACCUUAACAAUGCGCUCGGCGAGACUCCUACUGGUAUACAAAAGGCCGCCGUCCCAGAAGGGCGAGUGGCUCAGGCCGUGGGCGGAGUUGCCGAAGACGACGAUCUGCAAGCCCGUCUUGACAGUCUGCGACGGUAG